Messenger RNA from Vitis vinifera (wine grape), 1447 nucleotides. RefSeq lists its product as hypothetical. The transcript is spliced from 5 exons. The record is from RefSeq and is a predicted model, not a curated record. Lineage: Eukaryota; Viridiplantae; Streptophyta; Magnoliopsida; Vitales; Vitaceae. The coding region runs from base 299 to 1138 and encodes 279 amino acids.
UACAAAUAAAAGAGAAAGAAAAAUAGGCUGAACAGAAAGAGAAGAGGGAAGGAUUUUGGGUGAGAGGCCUUGGAGAAGAUAAAACAAGAGCGCCGAUUUUUUAUUUUUAUUCUUUUUUCUUGGCGUCCAAACACAUCUUGCAGAGGCAGGAAGUUGGAAAAACUGAUCUGGGGUUGUCUUAUUUUCUCGGGGAAAUGGAUAGUUUUUUCAGAAAAUUUGCUUCUUUUUCUACGUUUCUGCUGCUAUAGUAAUUAUAGAUAUUUUUGAAGGAUUUUCUUUGAUCUUGAGAGAUAUAGAAAUGGAUAAGGAAGGGAAGAAUCAGAAAGGGUGUAGAGGUUCGGAACCAGACUUUCUGUUGAGGUGGGGGAACAGGAAGAGACUUAGAUGUGUGAAAGUCAAAGAUGGAAGAAACGUUGCAGAGAAAUCAGACUGUUUGGGUAGCAAGAAAAUCACCUCUCGUGUUGAUCGCCGCGUUGUCACUGCCGAGAAGGAGACUCCCUCUCCACAAACCCAUCGUCUGAAUAGGAUCUCGGAUUCACCAAUGAAAAACAGAGAGAAUCGGAAGAUAUCGGCGACUUCACCGGAAAAGGAAGAUCGGUACUACACAACAAGAGGGUCAAUGGGGAUGAUGGAUGAUAAUGGGAAAGUGUUGAUGGAUCAUGGAGGAGAGGAUAGAGGGACCGUUUGGCCAAAACUGUUUAUUUCAUUGUCGAGCAAAGAAAAAGAGGAGGAUUUCAUGGCUAUGAAAGGGUGUAAGCUUCCUCAGAGGCCUAAGAAAAGAGCCAAGUUGAUCCAAAAAACCUUACUUUUGGUGAGUCCAGGUGCAUGGCUAUCAGACCUGUGCCAAGAGAGGUAUGAAGUGAGGGAGAAGAAGGCUUCCAAGAAGGUGCUUUUUUUUUUUGGCCCUAAAUUCUCCCCCCAUAUUUCUAUUUUGCCCUCACCUGUUUGGUUGAUGAGAAAGUUUACGGAAGAAUUGUUGAAUAUGGGAUUUUUCCCUAAUUGGAACACCCAAAACAAAAAAUCUUCUCCAAAUAAGGCUAAUAGAACAAUUAAGCCUCAUAAUCUAUUUUCUUUCCUUGUCCCUCAGUUUUCUCAGCCUCCAAAGGGUGGAUUUUUAGAUCAUCUAAAAUUUUGUUAAUAGGGUGCGUUUUAAAUGUCAUUGGAUGCAGAGACCCAGAGGAUUGAAGGCCAUGGGAAGCAUGGAGAGUGAUUCAGAAUGACACAGAGAAGAGAAACAGAGGCAACAAGAUUUGAUUUUUUUUUUUUUUUUUGGUUUCCUUCAUUUUUUUGGUAGUUAGAGGAGAAAAUUAGAGAGAUAACAACAAGAAAAGAAAUGAAAGAAAAGUGGGUUGGUUCUCUAUCUCUAUCUCUUUCCCUUUCUCUGUGUCACAAAAAUAAAAAUGUUUGUCAUUUCUGAUAUAUAGUGAUAGACUUCUUUUUCAUGAAA